GGACCUUAUUUCCUUGUAUUCCAUUGGAGAGAAAAGGUGUUGUUCUUUCGUCUACUCCACUCUCCACUGAGCAUUCCCAUCCAAUCCCAGGCAAAGAAGACGAAGCUGUUCUCUGCAGUUUGAUGACGAGUUCGCAUUCGCAGCCUCUGUCACCAGAGAAUUUCAGAGACCUCUUCGAUUCCGUCGAAGCUUUUCUCUUCGAUUGCGAUGGUGUGAUUUGGAAGGGUGAUGAACUCAUCGAUGGCGCUUCCGAAACUCUCCACAUGCUUCGUUCAAAGGGGAAGAAGCUCGUCUUUGUCACCAAUAAUUCCUUGAAAUCCAGGUCCAAAUACGCCGAAAAGUUCUGUUCCUUGGGGAUUCCUGUUUCACAGGAUGAGAUCUUCUCAUCCUCUUUUGCUGCUGCUAUGUAUUUGAAGCUCAACAAUUUCCCUUCACAGAACAAGGUUUAUGUAAUUGGUGGAGAAGGUAUAUUGGAGGAGUUGCAGCUUGCUGGCUUCACAGCUUUUGGUGGGCCUGGAGAUGCGAAUAAAGCAGUAGACCUGAAGCAGAUUGGCUUUUUUGAACAUGAUAAGAGUGUUGGAGCUGUAGUGGUUGGUAUAGAUCCAAACAUUAACUAUUACAAGCUUCAGUAUGGAACCCUUUGCAUACGCGAAAAUCCAGGAUGCCUUUUCAUUGCUACCAACCGUGAUGCAGUAGGACAUAUGACUGCUUUCCAAGAAUGGCCAGGUGCGGGUUGUAUGGUUGCUGCAAUAUGUGGAUCAACCCAGAAGGAGCCUGUUGUAGUGGGGAAGCCAUCAAAUUUUAUGAUGGAGUUUUUACUUAAGAAAUUCAACCUAAGUAGCUCCAAGAUGUGUAUGGUGGGUGAUAGAUUAGAUACUGAUAUACUGUUUGGGUUUUCUGAGUUAUUGGAUGGUCGUAUUAAUUUUGUGGUGGAUAUCAAAGGGAAAAAUUAA
Molecule: messenger RNA, 953 nt
Organism: Lotus japonicus
Lineage: Eukaryota; Viridiplantae; Streptophyta; Magnoliopsida; Fabales; Fabaceae
Product: phosphoglycolate phosphatase 2
Exons: 9
Coding region: 123-953 (276 amino acids)
Molecular function (GO): phosphatase activity
Source: RefSeq, a predicted model, not a curated record